CGGGAAAACAGAGAGUGGAAGGAGUUUCAGUGUCUGGCCGCACGCGCACUGAGCAGCGUCGUCUCUGGCAGUUUACAGCCAUCUUGGGGUUUUUUGUCUUUUAAUUAAGAAAACAAAUAGUCACCGUGUUGUCCAGCGACCUGCUUCAGUAUGUCUGGCUUUGACGACCCGGGAGUUUACUACAGCGACAACUUCGGAGGUGGAGACGGACACGGCGGGGAUGAAGGCGGACUGAAGAAGACCCAGAUCAAGAAACGGUUCCGUGAGUUCCUCCGGCAGUUCCGAGUGGGCACCGACCGCACGGGCUUCACGUAUAAAUACCGAGAUGAGCUGAAGAGACACUACACCCUGGGGGAGUACUGGGUGGAGGUGGAGAUGGAGGACCUUUCCAGUUUUGACGAGGAACUGUCAGACUGUCUCUACAAGGUGCCCUCUGAGAACCUGCCCAUGCUGGAGGAAGCUGCGAAGGAGGUGGCCGACGAGGUGACCCGUCCCCGGCCCUCAGGAGAGGAGACGGUCCAGGACAUCCAGGUCAUGCUGAAGAGCGACGCACACCACGCCUCCAUCCGUGGCCUCAAGUCCGAGCAGGUGUCCCGUUUGGUGAAGGUGCAUGGCAUCAUCAUCUCGGCCACCGCGGUGAGGGCAAAGGCCACCAAGGUGUGUCUGCAGUGUCGUGGCUGUAGCGCCCUCAUCAACAACAUCCCCCUGCCCCCGGGCCUGCAGGGCUACGCUCUACCGCGCAAGUGCAAUAACGAGAGUACCGGAAGGGUGAAGUGUCCUGUGGACCCCUACUUCAUCAUUCCAGAUCGCUGCAUUUGCGUUGACUUCCAGACUCUCCGCCUACAGGAAUCCCCGGACGCUGUGCCUCACGGAGAGAUGCCCCGGCACCUGCAGCUUUACUGUGAUCGGUAUCUGUGUGACCGUGUGGUCCCAGGCAACAGAGUGACCAUCGUGGGCAUCUACUCCAUCAAGAAGACUGCCCCCGUGAAGGCCAAAGGCAGAGAGAAAAGUGCCGGUGUGGGCAUUCGUGCGUCCUACCUGCGAGUGGUUGGCAUCCAGGUGGACACGGAGGGAGUAGGACGGGGUGCUACUGGAUCCGUCACUCCACAGGAGGAGGAGGAACUGAGAGCGCUGGCUGCCACGCCUAACGUCUACGCCGCUCUGGCACGCUCCGUAGCGCCCUCCAUCUACGGCAGUGACGAUCUGAAAAGGGCCAUCGCCUGUCUGCUGUUCGGGGGUUCAAGAAAGAGGCUGCCCGACGGCCUCACUCGUAGGGGGGACAUCAACCUGCUGAUGCUGGGAGAUCCUGGCACGGCCAAGUCCCAGCUGCUCAAGUUUGUGGAGAGGUGCUCGCCUAUCGGGGUUUAUACCUCGGGGAAAGGCAGCAGUGCCGCAGGUCUAACCGCCUCUGUGCUGAGGGACCCCCACACCCGCGGGUUCAUCAUGGAGGGAGGGGCCAUGGUUCUGGCCGACGGUGGGGUUGUAUGCAUCGAUGAGUUUGACAAGAUGAGAGAAGACGACCGAGUGGCCAUCCAUGAAGCCAUGGAGCAACAGACCAUCUCCAUCGCCAAGGCCGGCAUCACCACCACCCUGAACUCCCGCUGCUCUGUGCUGGCCGCCGCCAACUCUGUGUUUGGCCGCUGGGACGACACGAAGGGGGAGGACAACAUCGACUUCAUGCCCACCAUCCUGUCUCGUUUUGACAUGAUCUUCAUCAUCAAAGACCACCACGACCAUCAGCGGGACAUGACCCUGGCUCGCCACGUGAUGAACGUUCACCUCAGCGCCCAGACACAGACGGAGGGCGUCGAAGGCGAGGUCACACUGGCCACCUUCAAGAAAUACAUUGCCUAUGCCAGGACUAAGUGUGGCCCUCGGCUCUCUCCCGCGGCCGCCGAGAAGCUGAAAAACCGGUACGUGGUGAUGAGGAGCGGAGCAAGAGAGCACGAAAGGGAGUCUGCCAAAAGGCCCUCCAUCCCCAUCACUGUCAGGCAGCUGGAGGCCGUUGUGCGCAUCGCAGAGUCCCUGGCCAAGAUGAAGCUGCAGGCUGUGGCUGGAGAGGAAGAGGUGGACGAGGCCCUCAGGCUCUUCCAGGUUUCCACGCUGGACGCCGCACUGUCCGGCAGCCUUUCAGGAGUGGAGGGCUUCACUUCUCAGGAGGACCAGGAAAUGAUCUCGCGCGUUGAGAAGCAGCUGAAGAGACGCUUCGCUAUCGGCUCCCAGGUGUCCGAGCACAGCAUCGUGCAAGACUUCACCAAGCAGAAGUAUCCGGAGCACGCCAUCUACAAAGUGCUCCAGCUGAUGUUGAGGAGGGGCGAGAUGCAGCACCGCAUGCAGAGGAAAGUGCUCUACAGAGUCAAGUAGAGCCGAUGUGCUCCAACACAUAUCCGAGUCAUUGUUGAUGUAAAUAGUUUUGGGUUUGCCUAUUCAUGCUCCUCUGCAUUUCCCACGGGACAUCUCAGAAUAUCCUGUCUCGUUCGUGGUAACCUGUCGGGGGUAGAUUCAGUUGCAUCUGGAUUUUACGGCGGCUACCGUCUGAUUACAUGUACCAGAACGGGGGGGAAAACUGUCGACCAGAUGUUAUGAAGUUUCUGCACGAUGUGUAAAGAAUUAAAGUAUUUGAAAUCAUAA
Molecule: messenger RNA, 2631 nt
Organism: Cyclopterus lumpus (lumpfish)
Lineage: Eukaryota; Metazoa; Chordata; Actinopteri; Perciformes; Cyclopteridae
Gene: mcm5
Product: minichromosome maintenance complex component 5
Exons: 16
Coding region: 151-2364 (737 amino acids)
Biological process (GO): double-strand break repair via break-induced replication; DNA replication initiation; DNA replication
Cellular component (GO): nucleus; MCM complex
Molecular function (GO): DNA replication origin binding; single-stranded DNA binding; ATP binding
Source: RefSeq, a predicted model, not a curated record